Dimorphilus gyrociliatus is the source of this 3808-nucleotide messenger RNA. The record is from the annotation of a GenBank genome assembly. NCBI's taxonomy places the organism in Eukaryota, Metazoa, Annelida, Polychaeta, Dinophilidae.
GUCGGUUACAAGCAAAUAUGAAUGUAUUGUUUUUUAUUACACUCCUGGUAGUGUCCUGUACUUGUAUGAUUUUAGAAAAUGAAAACAUUGCCAGGGGUCGAUUAUCGUAUCAAAGUAUGGAAAAAGAUCAAACUAAUAGAGCAACUCAAGCCAAUUAUCUACUACCAAAUGGGCUAACAGAAACUUAUAAUAAUCUAAGAGCUAAUCAACUUGACUGGUGGUCAAUUGAUUUGGGUCAUAAAUACAAUAUAGAAGAGAUAUGCAUGUGGAAUUGUAAAGGACAAUCUUACAGUAAAGAUUUUAAAGUGUUUGCUGGGGAAUUUCCAGACGACGAACAGUCUACCUGUAUAGAUGGAAAUUUUGAAGUAAUUUAUGAGGCUACAUUCAGCCCCGUCAGUUACAAGUGUAAAACCUGUAGCUGUACAGGUUCCUACGUUUCAAUAAAAACUAAGGGACACGUAUUCAGAUUUUCUGCCUGUGAUAUUAAAAUAAAGGGAACUAUUGUUCAAAAUUCAGAGAAUGAAAUUUUCAACUUGUCAUCGUCGAAUUUUUAUUAUGGACAAUAUAUAAAUUCUCCACAACCAUCUGCUCUUCAAGAUUUGAAUUUUGCAACUUAUAUUGAAACUUUUUACCAUAAUCCUUCCCUAAUAAAACCUUUUAUUAGACUAGAUUUACUGGCAACUCGACAAGUUCAAACGAUUAUCAUACAAACAUACAAAUCAACUGGUAGAUACAUGUUUCAAGAUGUAAGGAUAACUAUUUUCAAAGUUCCUGAAACUUUCCAAUCUCCUCCACAGUCUAGUAUGAUAGCUCAUAUACGUGAUUCUUCAUCAGAUAAUUACAACUAUUAUCCAACCUAUGUUGGUUAUUCACCUCAAUACAUAUCCGGCAGAUUUGUUCUUAUUAAAGCAGAAACUGGUGGCAAUCCUAUUAUGACUUUGAGAAUAUCUCAUUUAUCUAUACAUGUAAAGAAACUAAACGAUACCAAUAUCAAUAGUAAAUGCAUUGAAAAAAAGAAUCAAUUUAUCUCUGUUCAUAAGGAUAAUAUCCAAUUAACAAAUAUAUUAAACGAUGGAAUAUAUUUUAGCGAUGGAACUACAGAUAAUAUUGCAUUUGGGCCAAGUCAACCUAUUUCUAUAACAACACAGACGAUCUUUUCAAAUACUAUUUGUUUAACGAGUAAAACAUUUUAUCUUUUUAUAGAUAAGCUUUCUGUUUUUAAAUUUAAAUCAGGCUUAUCAUUAUUUUUCUUCAGUUUUUGCAAGUGGUAUUGAAAGGGCUAAUGGCGUAGGUGUUCGUUUAUUGAAGGACGAUAUAAACGUACAUAACUACAAUGUCAAUACAGAAUUUCGUUACCAACAAACUGUAUGCGAGAAUUUCUCAAUUAAAUCGAUAAAUAAGAUAAUAAUAUUUGGAACACAUAAUUACAAACUAAGCGAAGUGGACAUAUAUAUCUGUAACAUUAAUAGUGUACCUAUUCCGAUAGAAAGUUUCCUUAAUAAUUGUCAAACAUCUCUUCAAGAUCAACUUAUUGUACCAAAUUCUAUUGCUAAUACAAUAUCUGCUGGAAUUGGAUUUGGUGGAUUUAAUUUAAGUAUUGAAUAUUUUAAAGUAUUUGGAAAAGUUAACAAUCAAAUGUUUAAAGAAUGUAAAAUGAUUGAUCGAAUGAUUGUUGUAAAUACAAAUGUCUUUUUCUACGAUUGCAAUUUACCUACUCAUACUAUUUAUGCUUAUAUUUUUAAUCCUAUUAUGAAGAUAACAAGUAUUCUAGUAUUAUAAAUGAUUCUGAUUGUUUAUAUUUUAAUGAUUAAUUGCACAAUUGAAUUGGAAAAUAUUGAAAAAUUAAUCAAAUAAAUAUAUUGGCCGUAGUAAAUAUUGUAUGGAAUUUUAGCACAUAAUUUGUUUGACAACUUACGAUUUACCAUACCUACUAUAUUGAAUGGAAAUUGUGUAAAAUCGUAUUUCAAGACGUAAGUUAUAGAUUUCUUAUACAAACAAAACAAAAACAUUUGUAAAAUAUAAAUAUAAAAUCUUAAUUAUUGAUUAAUUAAUAUUUCAAUCCGUUUAAAUACAAUAAAAAAGGGAAAAUACGAGUUUAAUACGAUAAUAGAUUUUUAACUUUGAGCUAGAGCAGAUAAAAAAAAUAGGAAGCAAGAACGGCAAGGAGAUUAAGCAUAGGUUUGAGAACGGGUACGGACUGACAGUGGAACGAUCACAACGCAGCGAAAUGAACACGAGCUGAGGUCUCUCCAGAAUGGGAAAAUGUAAUUAGCAGGAAUUGGCGACAUCAGAGUUUUAUCUGCGAGUCAGAGACAAGAGCCAACCUCAAAGAACACUUAGGAGUAAAAUAAAGAAGAAAAAGCAGCCAGCACAAUAGUUAAAGAUACGGAUUCGAUAACCGAUGGUAUUGAGGAAGACGGCGGACUACUAAAAAGGUCCUAACAGACAAGUUGAACACCAAGGAAAUCCGCCAGCGGGAAGAUAUUGGUGGGCAAACAGCCCACACGACACCCCACGGCCUUGAUGAAGUCCAUGACAAGAUGAGAAGGUCGUCGAGUGAUGAGGAAAUCACCCCUAAAGGCAACAGAUAGGAGGUAAUGGCUUUGAGCCACAAAAAACGAUCGAGCAAUUGAUGAAAGCACAACGUGAAGGAAUCAUGGGUGAGUGUGAAAGGAUGAUACAUAAAUGAAAAUUUUGAGCACAGUCAAGGCGAGAUGUAGGCGAGGUUCACUGAUUCCCUAAAACUAUCCAACGUGGCGUAGUAAGGAAGAAUGAAAUGGAGCCUCUACUAGCGAAGAUGGGUAAAGAUGCGCGACAUCUCCGCUCUGGAACGAGGGAAGUCGAGCAUAAGAGUCGGAAAAAGUCGGAAGAGUUCUGAUAGAGGCUAAAUCGCUAAUUUGGUGAAGAGGAGGCAAGACGUGAAGCCGGAAAAGUUAGUAGUUAACGAAACUUAUCUCCCACCAGCGUCGGGGGAGAGCACAACAAACGUUACACUAAUUGCCCUACCAUCUCGUGGAGAACAAGCCAAAGAGCCAACGUCUGGUAGAGGAAUACGACAUUGACGAUCGGGACAAGCUCGACCUACUGCUCGCUCAGCUGGGACCGAAUGUUAGGCGCGAAAUGGAGAAAUACCAAGAUGAACUUCUUGAGGAGUACAGGAACGCACUUUGGUGUCUCCAUCGCUAAUAUGUGAAAAUAAAACACAACGCAGCUGGCGCGGUGGCGAGACUCCGACAGAUCGACACCGUAAAGGAGAAUGACUACGAAGGCAAGAAAAGAUUGGCGCUGUUAAUGAGAGAGAAAUCCAAUUGGAGUUAGGCCUAUACGAAAAUUGCCGUACUCAACUUUGUUUUUGUGAGGGAAACUCUAAAUAAAUUACAGGCGGUACGAAGCGUUCUUUAUUAGAAUAUGCUAGACUCCAAGAAAGAAAAGAGUUAGCAACUGCCAACUAAAUAAAGAAAAAUUUAGGCCUAAAGAUCACAAAAAGAACGAUAUAUAUUAACCCCAUUGAGAAUUUAUACAGUUAUUUGAAACAAAAAGUGUACGAAAUUGGUAAGCCCCACACGCGUAAUCAUUUAUGAGACAAAAUACAAGAAGAAAAAAUACAUAUUAACAAUAGAGAUUUUAUAAAACACCUGUAAGAGGGAAUAAGAGAAGAGCUUGGCAAAUUAUUGUCAACAAAGCCAAUCAGAUUGAUUAUUAACUUUUAGACUAAAACAAAAAAUAGAAACUUAAAACAAAGACAAACUAAUUAAUUAAGAUAAUAUGGAUAUUUUUGGCAAAAUAUUUUUUUUCCCAGCAAACCGAA